UUGUUUUGUUUGGUAAAAAGCGCGACUGUCCACACACGCGAGGCUCAGAUUUGUACUUUUUUUGCUUUAUUAAAACGUCCACGCUCCUUCGCAACGAUGUUCAGCUCGACCUUCAAGAAUUUCAACAUCAACUUCAACGCCCUGAACGCGGAGAACACUGUCACCAGCGGGGACGUCAUCACGGGACACGUCUCCUUCGAUCUCGCGAAGCCCACGAAGAUCAGCUUGAUCACCAUGACUGCGACAGGCAAGGCACACGUCCACUGGUCCACCGGGGGAGGCGGGCGGAAGAGGAGGAGCAGGAGACACUUCACUGCCAAACUGGAGUUCUUCAAUCUGAAGAGCGCCAUCGUGCAAGGAAACGCUGCUGUUGGUGGGGACAUGAAACUUCAGCCUGGCAAACAUAUGUACCCAUUUACAUGUCAGCUACCUCAUGGAGACUUUCCGUCGUCUUUCACGGGGAUCCAUGGAAAUAUAUCGUAUAGCCUGACGGUGAGCAUCAGCAGACCCUGGCAUUUCACCAAGGACUUUGAGACAAAGCUGAACUUUGUACACCACUAUAAUGCCAACCAGCCGGACCUGAGGGCUCCUCUCUCAGGCACCAAUCAAAUGACACUGUGCAGCCUGUGGUGUGCCUCGCCUCGCCUCGCCAUGACGGUCACCAUAGAGAAGAAAGCCUUUGUUCCUGGUGAAACUGUGAAAAUAUCGUGCAACUUCAGCAGUGAAUCAUCUCGAACAGCUACUCCAAAGGUGAAGCUCAUUCAGAAGCACGAUUACUACACCGACAACAAGCUCCACAGAAGGAUGUACGCCAAGACCUUGGCGUCAGUUACGGAUCAGCCCAUCGAUGCCAGGACCCGCUAUGUGCAGACUGACAUCAUGCUCACUAUUCCCUCGUCCGCAGUGCUCACCAUCUCCAACUGCAGCAUCCUUGUUUUGAGUUACUGGAUUGAGGUGAGCCUCAGUGUUUGCUGUGCCAGGGACCUCAUAGUCAUGUUUCCCAUCAUUCUGUGCGACACUCCUGUUUACACUGAAGAACCCCCCGUUUAUUCGUGAGUACAUUUACAAAAAACGUCUGGAGUUGCUUCAGAUGUAAACGAGGAAAUGCCGACAUACUGUGCUCUCUCACUUAUGGCCUUUUUAAUUCAGUUUUUCCUCAGGGUUUUUUGUAUCAGAUUUCCCAUAUCAGGGAUAACUUUUGCCAAAAAAAUUUUUUACAGACUUUGUCCUAAAAAAUAUACGGUUUUCUUUCAUGUAUGCAUUUCUUGUUCUUCCCACAAGUGUACUAUUUUUGUUUUGCAUGUCUGUGCAUCCUACAUUUCCCCCAUGUAUUCAAUGGGUUUUACCAACUUUUUAUGCACUGAUUGUUAUGAGUUGACCAGUAGCGGCUUGGGAGAUAUUUUUGCGGGGGGCACAGUGCGUGAAAAGGCAUUUUUCAGAUGCAGUUUAACGAUGUACCAACUGUUACGUCACACUAAAUUUCCCCUUCUCCCUUUCUCUAAGCGACUUCUGUGUCUAAAGCAACUUAAAAAAAGAAGUUAUUUCGAGUGCUGAAAAUCUGCGACCUACAGUAUAAGCUUGUACAGUAUCUCUUAUGCCCAAAGAUAAAGGAAGUACAACACUUAGCAACUUUACAUGUGCCCUAGCGCCCCCUACUGAUGAGCCGCCACUGCAGUCAACAGUUACAGUGCAUCACACGCAUCGUCACACUGCCAUAUUCCGUAUAUUAUUGUUGAUGUUAAAAGGUCACUCGUAGCCUAAAAGCAAACAUAUGUUACAGUUUGAAUGUUAUUAGUACUUAAUCAAGAGCAUUUAUUGAUGUGAAAAGUGAUGUAGUAUGUACUAGGAUUGAUUUUAUCUUGCCACAAGGGGGAGCUUUGCAUCUCUGUAAUCAAUGACCUUAUGAUGUAAUGUGUUCUGCGAUGCAAAAACACAAGAAAAUACCUUUUUUUUCUUACUAUAUUUUAAGGUGAAAAGAUUUCUUCCUUUCCCUUUUUUUUAAAGAGUUUAACACGUCAUGAAUCUGAAUUAUCUUGGUCCUCCUAACAUGGACUUUACAUACCAUCCUAGAAUAUAGAAUAUACUGUUGUUAGUGUGUGUUACAUCUCAACUGUUCUCACACACUUUGUGUGUAAAUUGUGUUAAGAGAAGUUAUUUACUAAUAUUUCUCUCUGUCUGACUACAUAAAAAAAGGUUGUGGCACAGUAAUGUCACAUGGUUGGCUUUUAUACCAUCUCAUUUUGCUCCUUUCAAAGGCCGCAACUAACGAUUGUUUUCAUAAUCGAUUAAUCGGUCGAUUGUAGGUAGAACAACCUCGUUUAAGACCGUGUUUCCCAACCUGAAGUACCAAAGACUCAAAGAAAACGAGGCAAUAUCUCAAGAGUUACCUUGGUUUUUGAUAUUAUGGGAGUUUUUUAUCCAUAGGAACAAAAACCUACAACUGCUGUAUAUUUUUUUUGCAUACAAACGUUUGAAUUUAAACGUUUGAAUUGUAAUUCUGUAACUUAUUUUUUUUCUUUUUAACCAUCCAUGGACUUAAAAAUCAAUUCUUUAUGGUGAAAGAGCAUGAAAUUGUUUUCAUGCUCCCAUGUAUUUGUAUGUAGCAGCUUCUUGUAACAAGGUGCAGUUAAGUUUGUGUGUAGAAUGCAGUAUUAUUAUUUUCAGAGUUUUAUUAGCCGUGGGUGGGAACUGUGGCACAUGUAGGAAAACACCCGGCGUCACCUUGAGUUUGACUGAUAAAUCCAUAACAGUUCAAUGUCAGUCAUACUAAACAUGUUUACAUAUAUUUUUAAAGACUGAGAAACACAUUAACGGCAUGUAGUUGUAUUGAUUAACAUUAUAUACUCAAGGGUUUAUCACACGUUUUCCUAAUAUAUUAAUUUAGUCCUCACUAACACCUUGACAGCCACUGUAGCCGGGGAGCUUGUGUGUAACCUCAGUGCCUUUUAUAUUCAUGUUGCCUACUGAAGUGGGUGUUAUUAUUAUUAUUAUUAUUAUUAUUAAUAAUGAGGAUACAACAAUAAUAAUAGUAAUAAUAAGGUUAUAUGGUAGUUUUGGGGUUAUUUUCUCAACUGGAUUUUUGCUGUGCUCUCUUACCAAAAAUGCCAAUUCAGUGUCGGAUGCUAGUCAUUACGCUUCUUUACACCCUGUUAACUGGAACAUAAUGACUCCCAAUGUACCAAAAUCUUGGUAAAUAGACAGCUUAAAUGUAAAAUCUGCCAUUCCCAUGUUGUGUUCUCUCAUCAUCAAGUAGAAUAAGACUAGUAAAACCCCUGCAUGGUGUUUAUUUUAGCCUCAGCAGCAGAGAGUCUGUCACAGCUGAAGGUGAUUUGACGGAAACAAUUUGUAACCUGUGACUGGAACGCUGGUUUACCCAAGAGUGAACUUGUCCAGACUCUCCAGCAAGAGUGAAGGCCUUUCUGUCAUUGAUGAAUGUCAGUGAUUUUACAAUUCUAUCCACCCGCACAGUUUUACGAGAAUGUCAUUUUUAGAAGAAUAAAAGAAAAUGGUAUAAUGGUA
This is a messenger RNA of Solea senegalensis (Senegalese sole), 3519 nucleotides long. Its product is annotated as arrestin domain-containing protein 3-like. Lineage: Eukaryota; Metazoa; Chordata; Actinopteri; Pleuronectiformes; Soleidae. Bases 97 to 1056 code for a protein of 319 amino acids. The record is from RefSeq and is a predicted model, not a curated record. Gene Ontology annotation, cellular component: plasma membrane; cytoplasm. Gene Ontology annotation, biological process: protein transport. The transcript is spliced from 6 exons.